AUGGCCAUGAGCGAGCAGGGGAUCUACACUGUCAGCCAGGACAAGACGAUGAAACGCUGGAAGCCAAAGAUGAGCUCCCCGGGCAAAUACGAACUCGAGGCUGAGCUGCAGGUGAAGCUCAAGGAGUCGGCCACAUCGUUGCUCUUCAGCGGUGGCUGGCUCUUUUGUGGCCUUUGGGAUGGGCAGGUACAGGCUUUCGCCCAGGAUGGCACAGAAGCGAUCCUCCAAGGCCACUCCAAGCGGGUCACAACUCUGGCUGUACAUCAGGGUGUGCUCAUGUCGGGAAGUUACGACCGAGAAGUACGGCUGUGGCAAAUGGACCCAGCGACCAAGAAGUUCAAUUGCACCCACACGCUCGAAGAGAGCUUGCCUGGUUCCAUCAGCAAGCUCCAUGUGCUUGGAAGCUUCCUUUUCGUCGGAGGUCAAUAUGGCCUGGCGAUGCUGGACUUGGCCACGCUGAAGGUCACAAAGCUCUUGCCACCCACAAAGGCAGUCGCGGACAUGCUGGAGUUUCAAGGCCACAUCAUCGUGGCUUAUGCAGAGGGCAACUUGAAGAUCUUCGAUGGCGAGGGGAACUUGAAGUCUGAGACAGCCGCACUGGAAGCGGGACCCAUCCUGCAGGUUUGGAGUCCGGGCCACGAGUGCUGUGUGCCCAUGCUCGUGGACAGGUCAGCACCAUCGUGUUGCCAACCUUUGAGUUCAAGACAGAGUUCCAAGCUUUGCCAGGUCAAAAGAUUGACAGUCUACUUUGCGCCGGGCAUGACGGGAUUUUCCUCAUCGGCUCUCAGGAUGGCACCUUGCAGCUGUGGCAGCGAGUGGAAGCUGGACUGCCAGGGGGGAAACUGGAUCCAGCAAAAGCGCAGAUGCAAGCGGCUGACUAUGUCCUAUCCACCCAGCUAUCCAGCUUAUCCCACUUCGGCGGCGUACCCUCCAAACUAUGACCCGCAGGCUUACGCAUACCCGCCGCAGCAAAGCUACGGUCAAGAAAGGCCGGAGGCUCGACCAGCUGAUGGUGCUCCUCCUGCUGCACCCCCUGCAGCAACCGCCCCAGCUCCAGCUGCCGACUAUUACUCGCAGCCACCUCCCCAAGCCGCCCCUCCAUCUCAGCCAGAUCCCUACUAUGAUUAUUAUCGACAGUACUAUGGCUAUCCACCUCAGCCACAAGCCUAUCCCCCGUCUGAACCGCCUGCGCAGGCUGCACCGGCUGCACCAGCAUAUGCACCCCCUGCUGCCCAAUACAACGACCCAGCCAGACCACCUGCGCCGGUACCACAACCAGAUUACAGCCACUAUGCCCAUGCAUACCCAGCUUACCAGGCUCCAGCAUAUGCUUACCCGCAGCCGUACGGCUACCCACCUCCACCAGGCCCACCGGGUUAUCCUGCUCCCUACCCGCCCCCGCCGGGUCCCCCAACAGACCGACCAAACGAAAGGAACGACCGAGCACCGUCCCCGAAUCGCCGCGACGACAGGAAGCGUCCGCGCGAUGGCCGAGAUGGUCGAGAUCGGAAUGAUCGACUUGACAAGAGACCCAAAGAGACGGCUCCAGAUCCUACCAAAAAGUUACUCCAACACGUGCAAGCGCACAAAGCUUGGAACAUUUUUUGGCUCGAGGCCAUGGAUCCACCGCAGCGGCCAGCGAGCAAUCCCAACGUGACAGUACUCAUUUUGGCGACGGGUAGCGGCUCCAAAAGCCGCUCUUCUUUCGGCUUCUUAAUGGCCGCAUCUCGACAGCCACAGAAGCAGAAGGAUCGACAACGUGAGUGUGCACGUGAGCUGCUUGCUCAAGUGGAGCAGCUGCUUGCCAGCAAAAGCGAGGCCGACCUCAGGACAUGGUGCCAAGUGCCGGAAUCAGCCGAAGCAGAUAUCAGCCAGGACGCAUCUUUGGACAAGCUCAAGGGCAUGAUCUCCAACAGAUUAGCCACUACUGGCAGCAAAGGAUCCCAGUCUGUGGACCUGGAGUUUAGCAAUCCCAGCAGCUGUGUGAUCACUUCCUAUGCAGCCUACGAAGAAGACAAUUCUGAGCCAGACCUGGCUGCCAUGGACUUUUUUGCACCUGAUGCUUCCGCCCAGCUCGAGGAAGCCCAAAAGCUUGGCGGACUCCUUAGGUUGCGAUGGUAUUUGGCCGUUGUGAAGGCUAUUCGGAAAGGAAAAGAUGACAAGAGGGGAGAGUACGGACCUCAGAAUUCACCAUAUCGGCCCUUGGCCCUUGGCGUUGGGUUUGCCACCGACGAGAACGUGGCAAAGGCCCGUGCGCUGCGGGCGGCUGAGGUGCGCGCGGAAGUGCUCACCGAG
This is a messenger RNA of Symbiodinium necroappetens, 2295 nucleotides long. The record is from the annotation of a GenBank genome assembly. Lineage: Eukaryota; Dinophyceae; Suessiales; Symbiodiniaceae.